Chrysochloris asiatica (Cape golden mole) is the source of this 2428-nucleotide messenger RNA. It is a transcript of the gene DLG4, whose product is annotated as discs, large homolog 4 (Drosophila). The record is from RefSeq and is a predicted model, not a curated record. NCBI's taxonomy places the organism in Eukaryota, Metazoa, Chordata, Mammalia, Afrosoricida, Chrysochloridae. Gene Ontology annotation, biological process: postsynaptic neurotransmitter receptor diffusion trapping; chemical synaptic transmission; AMPA glutamate receptor clustering. Gene Ontology annotation, cellular component: neuromuscular junction; neuron projection; postsynaptic density membrane. The coding region runs from base 1 to 2307 and encodes 768 amino acids. Gene Ontology annotation, molecular function: kinase binding. The transcript has 22 exons.
AUGUCUGAGAGACCAAGAGCUCCUAGAUCAGGUUUUUGGUUCCGGGCCCCUCCACUACUUCGGUGGGCACCUCCGCUCCUCACGGUGCCACACAGUGACCUCUUCCAGGCCUUGCUGGACAUCCUGGACUAUUAUGAUGCCUGCAUCUCAAAGAGUCAGAAAAGGGGGUGGAAAUACCGCUACCAAGAUGAAGACACGCCCCCUCUGGAGCACAGCCCGGCCCACCUCCCCAACCAGGCCAAUUCUCCCCCUGUGAUUGUCAACACAGACACCCUAGAAGCCCCUGGAUAUGUGAACGGGACCGAGGGGGAGAUGGAAUACGAGGAGAUCACAUUGGAAAGGGGUAACUCAGGUCUGGGCUUCAGCAUCGCAGGUGGCACUGACAACCCCCACAUCGGUGAUGACCCAUCCAUUUUUAUCACCAAGAUCAUUCCUGGCGGGGCUGCAGCCCAGGAUGGCCGCCUCAGGGUCAAUGACAGCAUCCUGUUUGUAAAUGAAGUGGAUGUGCGGGAGGUGACCCACUCAGCAGCAGUGGAGGCCCUCAAAGAGGCAGGUUCCAUCGUUCGCCUUUAUGUCAUGCGCCGGAAGCCCCCGGCUGAGAAGAUCAUGGAGAUCAAGCUCAUCAAGGGGCCUAAAGGUCUUGGCUUCAGCAUUGCAGGGGGUGUAGGGAACCAGCACAUCCCUGGAGAUAAUAGCAUCUAUGUAACGAAGAUCAUCGAAGGGGGCGCUGCCCACAAGGACGGGAGGUUGCAGAUUGGGGACAAGAUCCUGGCGGUUAACAGUGUGGGGCUGGAGGACGUCAUGCAUGAGGAUGCCGUGGCAGCCCUGAAAAACACAUACGAUGUUGUCUACCUAAAAGUGGCCAAGCCCAGCAAUGCCUACCUGAGUGACAGCUACGCUCCCCCAGACAUCACAACCUCGUAUUCCCAGCACCUGGACAAUGAGAUCAGUCACAGCAGCUACCUGGGCACCGACUACCCCACAGCCAUGACCCCCACUUCCCCUCGGCGCUACUCCCCAGUGGCCAAGGACCUGCUAGGGGAGGAGGACAUUCCCCGAGAACCAAGGCGGAUUGUGAUCCACCGGGGCUCCACGGGCCUGGGAUUCAACAUUGUGGGUGGCGAGGACGGCGAAGGCAUCUUCAUCUCCUUUAUCCUGGCUGGGGGCCCUGCCGACCUCAGUGGGGAGCUACGGAAGGGGGACCAGAUCCUCUCGGUGAAUGGUGUUGACCUCCGCAGUGCCAGCCAUGAGCAGGCUGCCAUUGCCUUGAAGAAUGCAGGUCAGGCGGUCACCAUCAUUGCUCAGUAUAAGCCAGAAGAGUACAGCCGCUUCGAAGCCAAGAUCCACGACCUUCGGGAACAACUCAUGAAUAGCAGUCUAGGCUCAGGGACAGCCUCCCUGCGGAGCAACCCCAAAAGGGGUUUCUAUAUCAGGGCCCUGUUCGAUUAUGACAAGACCAAGGACUGCGGCUUCCUGAGCCAAGCCCUGAGCUUCCACUUUGGGGAUGUGCUGCAUGUGAUUGAUGCUAGUGAUGAGGAGUGGUGGCAGGCGCGACGUGUCCACUCUGACAGUGAGACAGACGACAUUGGCUUUAUUCCCAGCAAACGGCGGGUUGAGCGACGGGAGUGGUCCAGGUUAAAGGCCAAGGACUGGGGCUCCAGCUCUGGAUCCCAGGGUCGAGAAGACUCGGUUCUGAGCUACGAGACGGUGACGCAGAUGGAAGUGCACUAUGCGCGCCCCAUCAUCAUCCUCGGGCCCACCAAGGACCGUGCAAAUGACGACCUUCUCUCCGAGUUCCCUGACAAGUUUGGAUCUUGUGUUCCCCAUACCACACGGCCCAAGCGGGAGUAUGAGAUAGAUGGCCGGGACUACCACUUUGUGUCAUCCCGGGAGAAAAUGGAGAAGGAUAUUCAGGCACAUAAGUUCAUCGAGGCCGGCCAGUACAACAGCCACCUGUAUGGGACCAGCGUCCAGUCUGUUCGAGAGGUGGCAGAGCAGGGGAAGCACUGCAUCCUUGAUGUCUCAGCCAAUGCCGUGCGGCGGCUGCAGGCGGCCCACCUGCACCCUAUCGCCAUCUUCAUCCGCCCACGCUCCCUGGAGAAUGUACUAGAGAUUAACAAGAGGAUCACAGAGGAGCAAGCCCGCAAAGCCUUCGACAGAGCCACCAAGCUGGAGCAGGAAUUCACAGAGUGCUUCUCAGCCAUCGUGGAGGGUGACAGCUUUGAGGAGAUUUACCACAAGGUGAAGCGUGUCAUCGAGGACCUCUCAGGCCCCUACAUCUGGGUUCCAGCCCGAGAGAGACUCUGAUCCUGCUUGACUUGGCCUGGACUCGCCUGCCUCUGCUGCCCAGGCCCCUGCUCUGGACUGAAUUGCCCAAGCCCUUCGUGCCCCCAGCCUCCCUCCCACCCUUCUUAUUUAUUUCCUUUCU